UUUUUUUUUUUAAAUGCUUCUCAGUGGAAGUGCGAAUGGCGCUAGCCUGUAGGGAGGGAUACUCCGCAGUCCCUGCGUUUGAUUGAUAGGCAAUGGGCAGGCUUUUAUUCCAGUUAAAGGAGCAGAGCGAAACAGCCGAUAUUUUGUUUACAACUAGUCGAGAAUGUUUUCUCAUGCGGAACGGAUGACUUUUAUUUUUUUAACGGUUUUUAUUUUAAAAUAUAUAUUUUAUCAGUCCAAAAUAUUUAAGUAACUAUAACAAUCCGAUACGAACCAUUAGCCUAUAGAACAGGUUUCCAUUUUUAAAAAAAUAAAAAUAAACUGUUGGAUAACCUCUUUUUUUUUCUUUUUUUUUUGUUGUUUUAACGCUACGUCCAAACCCGCAUACUACCCUACUAAACAGUACGUUAGAAUAGUAGGCUCCUGAGGGAGUGCGGUGUGUUGUGGCAUACUGUGUAGUAGAGUAGUACGCACUGGCCAUAAACAUGUUCAGGAGAAACAUGGCGGCUCUGGUGUUACAGAAGAAAGGGAAAUACCUAACGGAUAUGUAGCACGUUGUUGAGUUGUUUACGAUCUAAAAUGCUGCUAAAUUGAUAUUUUGCUUACUCUAAUAUCAGUUUGAAGAAUUUAGUUUGUAAAAUGGUAGAAAAUAAAGUAGUUUCGGUUGAUACUCGGCUUUAGAGCAGCCUUGCUAACUGCGCUACUGCAGUGAAGACACACUAAAGCAGUUUCCUAAUGUAGCCAGUGUUUAUUAUUAUGAUUAUUUAAAAAUAUAUAUAUUCGUCUGUGGAAUAAUUACACCAAAACUGCUUUACAAAAAUAAAACCAGCCCUUCUGUCUUCUCCCCUUGGUUCCUGUGAGUUCAGUGACCCUUCAAGCCCCCAUCUUAUGUUUCACUAACACGCCGUGUGCUACAUUUAGAAAUGCAUUUAGAAGCUCGAGUCACAGGCUUAUGAAGCUAACUGUGCUGAAAUGUAACCUUUUCUCAUGACUUUGGUCAUUUAUUGCCUGAAAUGAGUGGGUGAAACCACUAAAAAUAAAGCGUGGUUGAUGUGGAUAAUGGAAAACGCCUGUGUGUGUGCAGUUGUGAAGUCUGGCGCUAGAAUGCUCCAGCGUUGCCAGCAGCAACAGUAACUAUGAUGACGUCGCCAUCGUCGGUGUCCAUGGAGGAGUUUCAGGAGAAUCAACAGAUGCAGGAGGAGGAGCACUCAGUGGGAGAGACAGAUGAAAGAUUGGAGGAGGAAGAGGAAAGAGAGGAGGAGGAGGAGGAGAGCGGCCCGGUGCCAGCCGACCCCCAGACACCCAUGGAGGCCCAAAAAGCCGCCAUCUACAGGCACCCCCUGUUCCCCUUGCUGGCACUUUUGUUUGAGAAGUGUGAGCAGUCCACGCAGCGCUCCGAGUGUGUGACGUCGGCCAGCUUCGACAUGGACAUCCAGAACUUUGUGCGGAGUCAGGAUAAGGAGAGCAAGUCCUUCUUCAGCGAGGACCCUGAGCUCGACAGCCUGAUGGUGAAGGCGAUUCAGGUGUUGCGUAUCCACCUGCUAGAGCUGGAGAAAGUGAGCGACCUGUGUAAAGACUUCUGCAGUCGCUAUAUCGCCUGCCUGAAGACUAAGAUGAACAGCGAGACUCUACUGAGCAGCACUGAUCCGGCCAGUCCAUACUCACCUACGCAGGCUCAGACUCCUAGCUCUUUCCCAGGGACUAUGAGUCCACAGGGGAUCGUAGUACCAACAUCCGCCUUACAACAGGGCAGCCUUACUGUAACGGCAGUAAACCCCACACAGGUGGUGUCAGGUGGCACAGUCUAUCAGCCCGUAACUGUUGUGACUCCACAAGGCCAGGUGGUAACCCAGGCCCUCUCACCUGGCACAAUACGCAUCCAGAAUUCACAGCUCCAGUUACAGCUGAACCAGGAUCUCAGCUUCCUGAGUCAAGAUGAAAACUCGUCUAAGACCAAGCGGGGCAUUCUGCCCAAGCACGCCACCAGCGUCAUGCGUUCUUGGCUCUUCCAGCACAUUGGGCAUCCAUAUCCUACAGAAGAAGAGAAGAAGCAGAUUGCACUGCAGACUAACCUCACCCUGCUGCAAGUCAACAACUGGUUCAUAAAUGCGCGAAGGCGGAUCCUGCAGCCGAUGCUGGACGCCAGCUCAUCAGAGGCACCCAAAAACAAGAAGAAAACACCACAGACUCGUCCACUGCAGCGCUUCUGGCCAGACUCCCUCGCAUCCUCGGUCUCCCAGCAACAAGUUACCAUGGAAGAUGGUACCAUGGUAUCAGUCAGUAUGGUAGGAGGAGAGGACGGGCUGCAGACGCUGUCGUCCGAUGGAGCAACGCUGGCCAUGCAGCAAGUGAUGAUGGGAGGCCACAGUGAGGAUGAUGAAGACGAUGAUGAAGAAGAGGAAGAGGACAAUCUAUCCCACGCCGACAUGACCAGGCUAGGUCUGGAAACCAGCGACUCACUGUAGGAAUGAGAAAUUAGAUUUACACACACGCACACACACGCGCACACACACUCUGCCAGGGAUGUCGAGAGACACAUUAAAGGAUAUUGUUAAAGAGAUAUUGUUUAAGAAAGUGAAAAAAACGAAGGAAUAAGACAAAAAAAGAAAAAGAAUGAAAGAAGGAGAGACAUUUUCUCACUGUGCAGUCAAGUGCAUGAUCAUGUACUGUAUGUCACAUUAUGGACAAUCAGGUUGUCAAACAUCCUGAUGAUUAAUCGAUUGGAAGGCUCAAAGCCAUACACGCCAAAAAAUGCAGUUCAUGUACACACACAUACACGCAGACACGCAAAUGAUAAGCACAAUCGUACAACAUGUAUGGGGUUUCUUGCACAGUGAGGAUAUGCAUCAGUUUCAUUUCAAAAAUUUUUUUUAUUUGUUUGUUUGUUUAUUUGUUUGUCUGUUCAGCAGCACAAAGGAAACCUCAUGCACUUUUUAGUAUAUUACUGUAAACAGCCAUGUUGAAAACAGCCAAAAGAAAAGAAAAGAGAAUGCAUAGGUCAAUGCUGGAUGAUUUGGCUUUCCUUGUCCUCAUCUCCUCGGAUGAGAUUGUGUCUCUUGCAUGCCUGUGUUUGCGUUGUUUUCAGGCACCAGAGAAGAAGAAACUAUUUUUAUAUUUACACUGCUGAUGAAUUGGUGCCCCUUUGCUUUGGCUCAGUUUUGCUGUGUUUUUGGUAAAGGACAAGUUAUGUUGGCGAUGAUAAAAGUCACUUUUUUUGAUAUGAUGGCCCAGUUUUGGGGGAAUUUUGAUAAAGCUUAAUACCUGAAAAUACAAAGAAAGAGCUUUUGCUAUAGUGAUAAGUAGGAAAAAACACAAGGCCUUAGAUGUUUCAUUUUACAAACUGAAACUGGCCUCAUUUUUGUCUAAUUAAACUGACCAGCACUUCUGCUACAGCUUUAGUCUCCAUGAAAACCAACACGCAUUGAAAGUGACAGUUAAUCAAUUACUAAGACUUCCCACUCUGAGUUACAAUACUGUUUUACACACCGGUGUCGAUUUUUCCUUUCAAAACCACAUGCUUACGGGGUUUAUAAAUGUAAACGUGCAGUAAACUUGUUAAUGUCACCUACUACAUAUUUGCUAUUCAGUUGGGAUUUGUCCACUACUCCAUGACAGCUACCUAUCUAAUUUAAAAUUCUAAUUUAAAAUGAGCAAAUUAAUCCUAGCUUGAUAGCAAGUUGAUGUAGGUCUCUACAUAGUCUAAAGAAGAUGACGUGUGCAGAUCAAUAAUAAUAAAAUACCUUCAACUACAUUGUGCUUCUGGCCAAGUGGACUUGAAUGAAAUUUUAGAGUCAACCCAAUAUUCGGACUGAUAUUUCCUCCAUUCUAUAUCCUUUAGCCUGUGACUCAAAACUCUUCUCUCUGUCAUCAUUUAAGGAGUAAUUAUUUAUUUAAAGGAGCAGUUUGAAAUUUUAGAGCCCACUGUUGCCUAUGAGGUGAAUUGCAAUUGUAAUGAAAACAGUGACUCUUGUGAGUUGCCUUUUAAGGAUGAAGGAGAAGAGCUGAGCAGCUCUGUUCCAGUGGGCCAGAAAAAAAUGUAAAGAGAAACCUUAAACAAAGAACAUAUUGAGAUCCCUUGCAUCACAGUAUUUCUAAUCACAGUAUUUCCAAGGAGGUAUCACUAAGAUUGUACAAUUUUUAUAUGUCUAGCAAUACUUUUAAAAAUUACAAACUGCUCCUUUAAAUGUGUUCAGAGGAAUUGAGUAGAGAGAAAAGAGGAGGCUUUCUCUUUCUGUUCCAUGAUUCUUUUUUUUUUCUUCUUCUUCUUCCCAACCCCCAUUCCCCCCCCCCAAAAAAAAGGUAAUGACGACAAAAUUAUAAUUAGAAUCUUAUAAUCAUAACAGCAAAUCUAAAAUCCAUGAAAAUUAAAUUAAAAAUAAUGUAUGUCUUAUUUGGCAGAUUUUGUUUUGCGUCAGUUCCUCUCUCUUUGAUUCUGCUCGAAUCCUUUUCCUGCAUUUCAGUACAGGAAGUGCUGCAAGAAAAGGAAGCACCCAUCAGCUCCAGGUUGUGCCUUCUUGCCCCUAAACUGCAAAAGGCCAUUCAUGUGAUGGAUGUAGGGAAAGUUGACAAAGGUGUGAUAAAAACAGACUUAAAACCCAUAGUAUAUUUUAUCAAAUAAUAUUUAAGAAAGGGAAGCUGGUAAAAUUUUUCAGGAUGCAUAUCAUAAACGGUCCAUAAGAGUUAGAUCUAAUCAAGGCUUUUGUUUAAGAACACAAUCACCAUUUCUAUAUUUAUCACCAUUAUUGCAAUGGAACACGUACAAGCUGCCAUUUUGGCCUCCGUGAACAUUUUUCCAUCACAACUGAGCUGAGACAAUUAGUGUUUUGAGUAUGUAAAGAUUUAUUGCAUGGGUUUGUACUUUAUUGCUGUAAAGAAAUAAAAACACUAUUAUUUC
Messenger RNA from Pangasianodon hypophthalmus (striped catfish), 4894 nucleotides. RefSeq names its product pbx/knotted 1 homeobox 1.2 (gene pknox1.2). Gene Ontology annotation, biological process: regulation of transcription by RNA polymerase II; angiogenesis. The transcript is spliced from 10 exons. Gene Ontology annotation, molecular function: RNA polymerase II cis-regulatory region sequence-specific DNA binding; DNA-binding transcription factor activity, RNA polymerase II-specific. Bases 1137 to 2465 code for a protein of 442 amino acids. The record is from RefSeq and is a predicted model, not a curated record. Lineage: Eukaryota; Metazoa; Chordata; Actinopteri; Siluriformes; Pangasiidae.